GUGACGUCACUGCAGUUACACCUCGCACCUCGCUCUACGGCUGCUGCUGCCCAGUAUUGCGUGGAUGUUGUGACAAAUACUUUGUUUUUGUCUUCAUAAACUGUCUGUCUGCCAGCACCAAUUCUUCGUCUUUGUCGUGACUACAUCCUCUGACAGUGGACACACUAAUAAACACUCGCAGCAGCGCUUUGGCCGCUUUGGCGUGGAUCUAGAGCAGACGGAAGCCCGGCGAUCUUCAUCCCGCGCCGAAACGGACCGGACCUCCGUCGGGGAUUUAGAAGACAUAACGUCGGCGCGCGCGGGUGCUUUGCACCGCCGGUGCUCCCCGGCUUCGGCGAUGUGGCGGUCACUCGGCUCCUGUUUGCCCCUCGUGGGGCCCUCCUAGGGCCCUAGGAACUCGGCCCUAGGCGCCCUAGGCCCGCCACCCGGCACAGCCGGCACAGCCGCAGACUUGGAGGUGGAGACCCGCGCCGCCGUGGCUCCGCACCCCGUCCCGGCCUUGGCCUGCCCUGCCUGCCCUGCCUGCCCUGCUCGCUCGGUGGGGCGCUUCCAUAAGCAUGCGCUGUUUAUGGUGAGUGCAAGAAACGGUUAGCAGUAGGCGCAUUAGGCGCAAUAGCCUGUUACACAUAGAGACGGAAGUUGGUCUUCACCCCGCAUGCCGCUCCUCCACCCUAAGAUGAGCUCGCGGCUCUCCGCCAUGUUCUACACGGUGGAGGUGGGGGACACCAAGUUUACCAUUCUCAAGCGCUACCAGAACCUCAAGCCCAUCGGAUCUGGAGCUCAGGGUAUCGUGUGCGCUGCAUACGACACAUUGACACAACAGAAUGUGGCCAUCAAAAAGUUAAGCAGGCCCUUUCAAAAUGUCACUCAUGCCAAACGUGCUUACCGAGAAUUCAAGCUUAUGAAGCUUGUAAACCAUAAAAAUAUUAUUGGACUGCUGAAUGCAUUCACACCUCAGAAGUCAUUAGAAGAAUUUCAGGAUGUGUAUCUAGUGAUGGAGCUAAUGGAUGCCAAUUUAUGCCAAGUAAUUCAGAUGGAUUUGGACCAUGAACGAAUGUCCUACCUUCUGUACCAGAUGCUUUGUGGAAUAAAGCAUCUUCACUCAGCAGGAAUUAUUCAUAGGGACCUGAAACCCAGUAAUAUUGUGGUCAAGUCUGACUGCACUCUAAAAAUUCUAGACUUUGGAUUAGCUAGAACAGCUGGAACAACCUUCAUGAUGACCCCAUACGUAGUCACCCGCUAUUACCGUGCUCCCGAGGUUAUUCUGGGCAUGGGAUAUAAGGAAAAUGUGGAUAUUUGGUCAGUAGGAUGCAUAAUGGGAGAAAUGAUUCGAGGCGGAGUCCUUUUCCCUGGAACUGAUCACAUUGAUCAAUGGAACAAAAUAAUUGAACAACUUGGCACGCCCUCAUCAGAAUUUAUGAAACGAUUGCAACCGACUGUGCGAAGUUAUGUUGAAAAUAGGCCAAGACAUGCUGGGUAUUCCUUUGACCGUCUAUUUCCUGAUGCUCUAUUUCCGUCCGAUUCUAAUGAGCACAACAGGCUAAAAGCGAGCCAAGCGAGGGAUCUUUUAUCUAAAAUGUUAGUCAUUGAUCCUGAGAAAAGGUUAUCAGUGGACGACGCAUUAGUGCAUCCUUACAUCAGUGUCUGGUAUGAUGAGGGAGAAGUCAAUGCGCCUGCCCCGGGGCCGUACGACCAUUCGGUGGAUGAACGCGAUCACACUGUGGACCAGUGGAAAGAGCUCAUCUACUCAGAAGUUAUGGAAUACGAAAAACUGCACGGCCAGAACAGCCUGGCCUCACCGGCAGCGAGGGCGACGCCACAGCCGCCCGCGGAGGACGUGGUCGAGGACAUGGUGGACGGGCAGCGUGCCGCAGCCCGACGGUAGAGGUGGAGCCUGGUUAGCGGAGUCGGAGUCGAGUCGGCGAUGCAGGCGAGGCCAGACUGCCAGACUGCCAAACCCAGCCACCGUGAGCAGCCCAAAGGAGCCAGACAUAGAAACAACCCACAGUUCCGCCGACUACGCAUAGCCGCUCUCAAGUCACACUCACAAACUUAAUUCAAGUUUUAAAAAAGACUACUUUUAUCUUAUCCAUUUAUAAUUUUUUUUAAUUUUUUAAAAUGAAACGACUACAAGUGUUUGUUACAUGUGUUCGGUCAGUUUGUGUGUGACACAUGAAGUGAGAAGUGAAGCACACUAUUAUGAAUGAAUUUUAAUGCUGUGUGUGAAUGUGUCUUGUAUGUCUUGUAAUUUUAGAAUCAAUCAGUGGCAAGUGUGUCAAUAGACUCAAUACUUGAAUAAUUUUAACUCUUUUUUUUUUCUUUUCUUUUUUAUUAUUAUGAUGAACCAUGAAUUGUACUAAGUGUGAUUUGGAAGUAAGUGCAUUUUGCACCAUGUGCCAGAUCUCAGGGCUGACAAUUGCCUGCAGCAACGGCACGCUGGUCUCAACACCAACUCCUGUGUAAUACUUAUUUGGCUUGUUUUUCUGUGAGUUUCAUCUCAGGCAACAUUCUAAAUUCCUUUUCCUCAUAUUUGGUAGCAGAGUUUAGAGCUUUCUUGCCACUUAUUAAGUGCUGUAAGAAUAAUAUUGCCCUAUAAUGGAUGGUUCUGGUGUUAGAGAGUACCUGAUGUACGUUGCAGUCAGUCCUACCACAAGUUAUCGAUAUUAGCUGUAAAACUCAAGUAUUACCAAAGAACUGUAUACAAAACAUCUUUUUAAACAUAGAGAGUCGAAUGUGUAUCGACAUGUUGGGAAUCUUGUUACUUUGCUUAUGACUUUCCACUGGUUGACUGGAGGACUCGCCAAUGAAAGGUAGUCAAGAGUUGAUAUAUUGAGGUGUGAAGUGGUUCUUGUGGAUUGAGCCUCUUUAGCUUUAAGUGAGAGUGCAAGUGCAAUAGGCUAAGGUGUAAAGCAAAUUAUCUUUGUGCCACAGCCAUGUUUUAUACUGUUGGGUGGCACAAUUUGGUAAAUUAAUUGUUGCCAUUGGGAAGUUUGAUAAAGCAUAGCUUCCAUAAUAAUUACUUGCUUUGGUCCGAUCCAAUUAAAUUUAGCUAUUUGUAUAAAAUCCGGUCUUUUAAACGGUAUGUGUUGUUGAAGGGAGAAAGGUGAUUUUCUUGUAACUGCUACAGUCAGUUGUGUAUCUUGUUUUUUUUUUUUCUGUUUAUUUAUUUGUUUUAUAAGUAUGUAUUUCUCCUCUGUGAUGUGUAUAGGGCAAACUGAGAAGUUGGAAGCUGGGACACGUUUUAAAAGACAUUUAAAAAAAAAAAACAUUAAAAAUUUAUUAAAAAUGUAAUGAGAAGGAGGUAUUAAGAUAAUUUGUUUGUUUGGGAAAUCACAAGUGACAUAGAACUUUUUAAGAAUACCCAUUUGUGAUACUGACGUUCGUUGACUGCAAUGUUAUCUGCAUAAAGUGGUUUCUUUACUUCAAAAAAAAAAAAGAGUAUAUAUAUAUAUAUACACAUAUAUAUAUACAGGAAAGUGAAACAGGUAUAUAAUUUUAAAUCUGUGUUAUAUUUGGAGAGUUGUGCACAUUGCACAACAAUUUGUCAGUAUUUCAUUGUCUUGUAAUCCACAGUUUUUGACCCUCCUCACAUUUUUUGUUUCUUUAAUCUGUUGAAGAAAAAUUUAGUGCUCUAAGCAACAACUAGAUAUGAGAGUACUGUGUAUUUUCUGGUAAAUUUAGGUCUGUGUGUAAACCUUAAAGAUGAAUGUGUUCUCUUGAAUGAAAUCCGCUAUGAGGAAGUAUUUUUAGCACAUGGACUGGAAUUUAUGGGGAUGUAUUUUGUAUAAGCGGCCCAUACCCCUUUCAAUUGCUUUAUUUUAGUUGAAAGUGUCCGAUAUGGGCUUGUAACUAUGUGUACUUUUGUAAAUAGAACAUGUCCUGCUCCAGCCCUCAUUUGUGAAUUAUUUAUAUAUUAUGGUUAUAAUUGUAGCUCUAUGAAGGCAGUAUGUUAUCAUUCUUAGUGUGUAUUGUACUCUAAUUGACACCUGCUGUAGAUUGUUUUUCCAUGUCUUUGAGUACAAAGUUAUUUGUAUUGAGGGUUUAUGACAAAAUAAUGCUGCAGUUUGAGGAGAAGCUUUUUAAAUAUCAUCUGUCCUGUACUUAAUAGCCCAUUAAUAAAGAUAGUCAGUCAAACUUUUGAUCAUUGAACUUCUAGAAUAAGUUUUUAAAAAAGCAGUGGUGUGUACAAAACUGUACCAACCUGUUUUCUCAUGCUCAUAAUUCUUUUUAUGUUCAGUUGUGGUGCAAACUGUCAAGGAACCAAUUUAUUUAAACAAGUCCAGCCAAAUCCUUCCAUUGUAAGUCACUUGGAUGGGGUGGUUUAUUACUUGUAAGAUGACAAUAUUUUGGAAACAUCUUCAGGGAGCUGUUGACCUUGUAUUUGUGACUAUAGAAAAAGAAAAUUAAUAUGUAGUGUGCAAGUUAAACUCCCAGUUCUACUCUUUAAUCCGUAAGAAACAAAAAGUAUAUUUAUAAAAAUUUUAUCUAACCUGGAUAAAUUGAAGGAUUUAAGAAAGUGUCCCAACUAGAAAAACCCUUGUGUUAAAAAAAAAGAGCUUGUUGACUUACAUACUUGUCACUUCUUUCACCCUAGCACCAGGCAUCACAGAAUAAAGUGAAAUUGAAACUAAAGUGAAA
Thrips palmi is the source of this 4638-nucleotide messenger RNA. It is a transcript of the gene bsk, whose product is annotated as stress-activated protein kinase JNK. The transcript is spliced from 13 exons. Gene Ontology annotation, cellular component: cytoplasm; nucleus. The record is from RefSeq and is a predicted model, not a curated record. Gene Ontology annotation, molecular function: ATP binding; JUN kinase activity. NCBI's taxonomy places the organism in Eukaryota, Metazoa, Arthropoda, Insecta, Thysanoptera, Thripidae. Gene Ontology annotation, biological process: protein phosphorylation; JNK cascade. The coding region runs from base 656 to 1885 and encodes 409 amino acids.